Molecule: messenger RNA, 1533 nt
Organism: Ambispora leptoticha
Lineage: Eukaryota; Fungi; Glomeromycota; Glomeromycetes; Archaeosporales; Ambisporaceae
Source: the annotation of a GenBank genome assembly
AUGAUUACUCCCACAUUUUCGGUCGACCAAGAUGAUAAUUUUAUAAAGAUUAGUAUCCAUGUACCAUAUGUUAAGUCACAAGAUGUGGAAUUUUACAUAGAAAAUAAUGAAUUCAAGUUUUGUCUCCAUCCGUAUUAUUUAAGAUUAAGAUUCCCGGGAAAUAUUGUUGAAGAUGAUCGUGCGGAGGCAUCGUAUGAUAUAUCGAAAGGUGAUAUAAAUGUAAAAUUGGGAAAAGAAAAUCCUGGGGAAUAUUUUCCGGAUUUGGAUCUUUUGACUAAACUUUUGGCUAGGAGAGAAAAUACUCGUGAUCAAGAAAAGCGGCAGUUUUCAAAAACAUUAAUCGAAGUUGUAGAGAAUAAAAGAGAACAUGACGAUAAUGAUGUGGAAAGUCAAAUGAAACAAAGACUUUCAGAGUUUGAUGAAGGCAAGCAAGUAUCAUUUAAAAAGUUGAUCGAUAAUAAUGUUAACUUUUAUUCUGCUUUUUUAUAUUUAUUGAUAGCUUUAGAUUUUGACUGGGAGAUUGAACAAGAAAUUCCAAAACAACCGGAAUUACUAAUCACAGCACGAUAUGGUUUCAAUGGACAAUAUAAUCGAUACUUUACUCACGUCCAAGAGACUUGUAAUGAGAUUAAUGAGAUUAAGGACCCGGAGAGUUCAACAUUUGAAUCCAGACAUAGAGAUCGAAUUGAGGCCGAGGAUCUUAAAUUUGAUGAGGAGUAUUAUAUGGGUGAUUAUACUUUCGAUGAGGAGAUCAAACGCGUCAUGAAUUAUAAAACUGUAUGGUGGAAACUUUUACGUAGAAUACAAACUACCAAAGAAGAGUCAAAUUCUUCAAUUAUUGACUCUUCAAACGGGGACUUUUCAAAAUCAAAUCCCUCAAAUAGCAAGAUAGAGAAUGACGUCACAUCCAAACAAAAUCAGCAAAGCAAUUGUGCAACUUUUUCAUUAAAGAACUUUUUACCAUUUACAAAACGUGAGCAAGAGAUAAUGCUGAACUUGCCGAAUAAAGAAUAUCUCCUUGAUGAUGAAAAAUCAAUUUACCUUGGAUUAAUAGACUUACUUUUUGCUUAUAGUUACAAUCAUCGCGUGACCGAAAGUGAGAAUACCGUGGAGUCUGUAUGGACUGUGGGAAAACUAAGCUCGACGAUAUCAUGCCUCGAGCAUUUUACGACCCUGAAAAGUGUAAUAACCGCGUCAUAUCGUCGCGCAUUGUCGUAUCCACUUUACCGAAACUACGAACUUUGCGAAAAAAUUCUCCAAGAUGUAUAUGUGAUUUUAAAACUAGGUAGACGUGCAAUCCUUAAAUGUCUAAUGGAAUUAAAAGAGUUAUUCGAUCAUCAUGACGUUUAUUACGUGUAUUCGAAAAUAUGGAUUGAUGAUUAUUGUGUUUGGUGUAUGAAAGCAAGUGAUUCAAUUAUUCGAUCUCUUGCUCAUCAAAUACAUCAUUUCAAACUACCUAAAUCGGAAAUUGGAUGGAAUCUAGAAGAAUUGGCACAAUUAGUGAAGGAGAUUGAAGAUGAGGAUGUUAUCUAA